AUGGCUACUUCAGAGACGUUGAGGCCAACACCUGCUAGAGAUGCUCUACAAAUUGCAAGGCCUGUACUUCUAGAGCUUUCGCUGAUUGCUUGCGCUACUGGAUACUCUGGAGCUGGAACUUGCAACACAUGCACCGAUGGCUACUUCAGACCACUGAAGCAACACCUGCGAGCAUGCUCUACAAAUUGCAAGGCCUGUACUUCUAGUGCUUUCGCUGAUUGUACUACUUGUCUUCCGGCUACUUCAAAGACAGUGAGAGCAGCAGCUGCAAGCAAUGCCCAACAAAGUGCACUACCUGCACCGAUGCAAGUAACUGCGGUAGCUGCGCGACUGGAUUCAGUGGAGCUACCUGCCAGGCUUGUGCUACUGGAUACUCUGGAGCUGGAACUUGCGACACAUGCACCGAUGGCUACUUCAGACCCACUGGAAGCAACACCUGCGAGUUGUCUUUCCGGCUACUUCAAAGACAGUGAGAGCAGCAGCUGCAAGCAAUGCCCAACAAAGUGCAUUACCUGCACCGAUGCAACUCACUGCGGUAGCUGCAGACUGGAUUCAGUGGAGCUACCUGCGAGGCUUGUGCUACUGGAUACUCUGGAGCUGGAACUUGCGACACAUGCACUGAUGGCUACUUCAAAAACAGUGACAGCAAUACAUGCGAUAGAUGCUCUACAAAUUGCAAGGCCUGUACUUCUAGUGCUUUCGCUGAUUGUACUACUUGCUUUGACGGCUACUUCAAAGAUAGUGAGAGCAGCAGCUGCAAGCAAUGCCCAACAAAGUGCAAUACCUGUACCGAUGCAAGUCUGUACUUCCAGUGCUUUCGCUGAUUGUACUAGUUGUCUUUCCGGCUACUUCAAAGAUAGUGAUAGCAGCAGCUGCAAGCAAUGCCCAACAAAGUGCAAUACCUGCACCGAUGCAAGUAACUGCGGUAGCUGCGUGACUGGAUUCAGUGGAGCUACCUGCGAGGCUUGCGCUACUGGAUACUCUGGAGCUGGAACUUGCGACACAUGCACCGAUGGCUACUUCAGAAACAGUGACAGCAAUACAUGCGAUAGAUGCUCUACAAAUUGCAAGGUCUGUACUUCCAGUGCUUUCGCUGAUUGUACUAGUUGUCUUUCCGGCUACUUCAAAGAUAGUGAUAGCAGCAGCUGCAAGCAAUGCCCAACAAAGUGCAAUACCUGCACCGAUGCAAGUAACUGCGGUAGCUGCGUGACUGGAUUCGAUGGACCUACCUGCGAGGCUUGCGCUACUGGAUACUCUGGAGCUGGAACUUGCGACACAUGCACCGAUGGCUACUUCAGAAACAGUGACAGCAAUACAUGCGAUAGAUGCUCUACAAAUUGCAAGGCCUAUAGUGAUAGCAGCAGCUGCAAGCAAUGCCCAACAAAGUGCAAUACCUGCACCGAUGCAAGUAACUGCGGUAGCUGCGUGACUGGAUUCAGUGGAGCUACCUGCGAGGCUUGCGCUACUGGAUACUCUGGAGCUGGAACUUGCGACACAUGCACCGAUGGCUACUUCAGAAACAGUGACAGCAAUACAUGCGAUAGAUGCUCUACAAAUUGCAAGGUCUGUACUUCCAGUGCUUUCGCUGAUUGUACUAGUUGUCUUUCCGGCUACUUCAAAGAUAGUGAUAGCAGCAGCUGCAAGCAAUGUCCAACAAAGUGCAAUACCUGCACCGAUGCAAGUAACUGCGGUAGCUGCGUGACUGGAUUCGUGGAGCUACCUGCGAGGCUUGCGCUACUGGAUACUCUGGAGCUGGAACUUGCGACUCAUGCACCGAUGGCUACUUCAGAAACAGUGACAGCAAUACCUGCGAAGAUGUUCUACAAAUUGCAAGAUAGUGAUAGCAGCAGCUGCAAGCAAUGCCCAACAAAGUGCACUACCUGCACUGAUGCAAGUAACUGCGGUAGCUGCGUGACUGGAUUCAGUGGAGCUACCUGCGAGGCUUGCGCUACUGGAUACUCUGGAGCUGGAACUUGCGACACAUGCACCGAUGGCUACUUCAGAAACAGUGACAGCAAUACAUGCGAUAGAUGCUCUACAAAUUGCAAGGCCUGUACUUCUAGUGCUUUCGCUGAUUGUACUACUUGCUUUGACGGCUACUUCAAAGACAGUGAGAGCAGCAGCUGCAAGCAAUGCCCAACAAAGUGCAAUACCUGCACCGAUGCAAGUAACUGCGGUAGCUGCGUGACUGGAUUCGAUGGACCUACCUGCGAGGCUUGCGCUACUGGAUACUCUGGAGCUGGAACUUGCGACACAUGCACCGAUGGCUACUUCAGAAACAGUGACAGCAAUACAUGCGAUAGAUGCUCUACAAAUUGCAAGGUCUGUACUUCCAGUGCUUUCGCUGAUUGUACUAGUUGUCUUUCCGGCUACUUCAAAGAUAGUGAUAGCAGCAGCUGCAAGCAAUGCCCAACAAAGUGCAAUACCUGCACCGAUGCAAGUAACUGCGGUAGCUGCGUGACUGGAUUCGAUGGACCUACCUGCGAGGCUUGCGCUACUGGAUACUCUGGAGCUGGAACUUGCGACUCAUGCGCCGAUGGCUACUUCAGAAACAGUGGCAGCAACACCUGCGAGGCAUGCUCUACAAAUUGCAAGGUCUGUACUUCUAGUGCUUUCGCUGAUUGUACUAGUUGUCUUUCCGGCUACUUCAAAGAUAGUGAGAGCAGCAGCUGCAAGAAAUGCCCAACAAAGUGCACUACCUGCACCGAUGCAAGUAACUGCGGUAGCUGCGUGACUGGAUUCAGUGGAGCUACCUGCGAGGCUUGCGCUACUGGAUACUCUGGAGCUGGAACUUGCGACACAUGCACCGAUGGCUACUUCAAAAAGAGUGACAGCAAUACCUGCGAGAAAUGCUCUACAAAUUGCAAGGCCUGUACUUCUAGUGCUUUCGCUGAUUGUACUACUUGCGACGGCUACUUCAAAGACAGUGAGAGCAGCAGCUGCAAGCAAUGCCCAACAAAGUGCAUACCUGCACCGAUGCAAAUGAGACACAGACUACUUCCAAAAUCAUGUUCGAUAGAUACUCGUGUUUCGGUCAUUAGAAGUGCGACACCUGUCAAAACCGUCGGUCAGCCAAUGCCUGACAAGCAAUCUUUGAGGCUAAUACCGAGAUGCGAGGCUUGCGCUACUGGAUACUCUGGAGCUGGAACUUGCGACACAUGCACCGAUGGCUACUUCAGACCCACUGGAAGCAACACCUGCGAGGCAUGCUCUACAAAUUGCAAGGUCUGUACUUCCAGUGCUUUCGCUGAUUGUACUAGUUGUCUUUCCGGCUACUUCAAAGACAGUGAGAGCAGCAGCUGCAAGAAAUGCCCAACAAAGUGCACUACCUGCACUGAUGCAAGUAACUGCGGUAGCUGCGUGACUGGAUUCGAUGGACCUACCUGCGAGGCUUGCGCUACUGGAUACUCUGGAGCUGGAACUUGCGACACAUGCACCGAUGGCUACUUCAAAAAGAGUGACAGCAAUACCUGCGAGAAAUGCUCUACAAAUUGCAAGACCUGUACUUCCAGUGCUUUCGCUGAUUGUACUACUUGUCUUUCCGGCUACUUCAAAGACAGUGAGAGCAGCAGCUGCAAGAAAUGCCCAACAAAGUGCACUACCUGCACCGAUGCAAGUAACUGCGGUAGCUGCGUGACUGGAUUCGAUGGACCUACCUGCGAGGCUUGCGCUACUGGAUACUCUGGAGCUGGAACUUGCGACUCAUGCGCCGACGGCUACUUCAAAAAGAGUGACAGCAAUACCUGCGAGAAAUGCUCUACAAAUUGCAAGACCUGUACUACUAGUACUUUCGCUGAUUGUACUACUUGCCUUGAUGGAUACUUCAAAGACAUUGAUAGCAGCAGCUGCACACAGUGCUCUACGAAUUGCAAGACAUGUACUUCUAGUGCUUUCGCUGAUUGCACUACUUGCCUUGACGGCUACCUCAAAGACAGUGAGAGCAGCAGCUGCACACAGUGCUCUACAAAUUGCAAGACCUGUACUUCCAGUGCUUUCGCUGAUUGUACUACUUGUCUUUCCGGCUACUUCAAAGACAGUGAGAGCAGCAGCUGCAAGAAAUGCCCAACAAAGUGCACUACCUGCACCGAUGCAAGUAACUGCGGUAGCUGCGUGACUGGAUUCGAUGGACCUACCUGCGAGGCUUGCGCUACUGGAUACUCUGGAGCUGGAACUUGCGACACAUGCACCGAUGGCUACUUCAAAAAGAGUGACAGCAAUACCUGCGAGAAAUGCUCUACAAAUUGCAAGACCUGUACUUCCAGUGCUUUCGCUGAUUGUACUACUUGUCUUUCCGGCUACUUCAAAGACAGUGAGAGCAGCAGCUGCAAGAAAUGCCCAACAAAGUGCACUACCUGCACCGAUGCAAGUAACUGCGGUAGCUGCGUGACUGGAUUCGAUGGACCUACCUGCGAGGCUUGCGCCACUGGAUACUCUGGAGCUGGAACUUGCGACACAUGCACCGAUGGCUACUUCAAAAAGAGUGACAGCAAUACCUGCGAGAAAUGCUCUACAAAUUGCAAGACCUGUACUUCCAGUGCUUUCGCUGAUUGUACUACUUGUCUUUCCGGCUACUUCAAAGACAGUGAGAGCAGCAGCUGCAAGAAAUGCCCAACAAAGUGCACUACCUGCACCGAUGCAAGUAACUGCGGUAGCUGCGUGACUGGAUUCGAUGGACCUACCUGCGAGGCUUGCGCUACUGGAUACUCUGGAGCUGGAACUUGCGACACAUGCACCGAUGGCUACUUCAAAAAGAGUGACAGCAAUACCUGCGAGAAAUGCUCUACAAAUUGCAAGACCUGUACUUCCAGUGCUUUCGCUGAUUGUACUACUUGCCUUGAUGGCUACUUCAAAGACAUUGAUAGCAGCAGCUGCACGCAGUGCUCUACAAAUUGCAAGACCUGUACUUCUAGUGCUUUCGCUGAUUGUACUACUUGUCUUUCCGGCUACUUCAAAGACAGUGAGAGCAGCAGCUGCAAGAAAUGCCCAACAAAGUGCACUACCUGCACCGAUGCAAGUAACUGCGGUAGCUGCGUGACUGGAUUCGAUGGACCUACCUGCGAGGCUUGCGCUACUGGAUACUCUGGAGCUGGAACUUGCGACACAUGCACCGAUGGCUACUUCAAAAAGAGUGACAGCAAUACCUGCGAGAAAUGCUCUACAAAUUGCAAGACCUGUACUUCCAGUGCUUUCGCUGAUUGUACUACUUGCCUUGAUGGCUACUUCAAAGACAGUGAGAGCAGCAGCUGCAAGAAAUGCCCAACAAAGUGCACUACCUGCACCGAUGCAAGUAACUGCGGUAGCUGCGUGACUGGAUUCGAUGGACCUACCUGCGAGGCUUGCGCUACUGGAUACUCUGGAGCUGGAACUUGCGACACAUGCACCGAUGGCUACUUCAAAAAGAGUGACAGCAAUACCUGCGAGAAAUGCUCUACAAAUUGCAAGACCUGUACUUCCAGUGCUUUCGCUGAUUGUACUACUUGCCUUGAUGGCUACUUCAAAGACAGUGAGAGCAGCAGCUGCAAGAAAUGCCCAACAAAGUGCACUACCUGCACCGAUGCAAGUAACUGCGGUAGCUGCGUGACUGGAUUCGAUGGACCUACCUGCGAGGCUUGCGCUACUGGAUACUCUGGAGCUGGAACUUGCGACACAUGCACCGAUGGCUACUUCAAAAAGAGUGACAGCAAUACCUGCGAGAAAUGCUCUACAAAUUGCAAGACCUGUACUUCCAGUGCUUUCGCUGAUUGUACUACUUGCCUUGAUGGCUACUUCAAAGACAGUGAGAGCAGCAGCUGCAAGAAAUGCCCAACAAAGUGCACUACCUGCACCGAUGCAAGUAACUGCGGUAGCUGCGUGACUGGAUUCGAUGGACCUACCUGUGAUUCAUGCGCUUCAGGAUAUUCUGGUACUUCAUGCGAUACCUGCACAACCGGCUACUACAAAAAAACUGAAGAUAAUACCUGCCUAAAAUGCUCAACUACUUGCAAGACCUGCUCAAAUGGAAAUACUUGCGACAGCUGCGAAAAUGCUACCCUUGCUAGAUUGGAAAGUGGUCUACUGGCGGUGCAACUGCUUCUUGCUCAUCAUGCCCUUCCAAUUGUCUUACAUGCGAAAGCUUAA
Messenger RNA from Nymphaea colorata (pocket water lily), 6117 nucleotides. RefSeq lists its product as uncharacterized. NCBI's taxonomy places the organism in Eukaryota, Viridiplantae, Streptophyta, Magnoliopsida, Nymphaeales, Nymphaeaceae. The transcript is spliced from 8 exons. The coding region runs from base 1 to 6117 and encodes 2038 amino acids. The record is from RefSeq and is a predicted model, not a curated record.